CGCGGGGGUCGUCAGUAAAUACUCUUCCUCAGCGUUCGCCUCAAUACCCCGUCCCUAGCCAUCUUCCAGUCAUUCGCUUCCGCGCAAUAGAUGCAUCAUGGAGGCAGCUGUUCCCCGCUCGCGACGGAGACUAGUGGGCCAGCCCUUACUCUACGCCAUCUCCGUCUUUGCUAGUCUCGGAGUCUUCUUGUUCGGAUAUGACCAAGGUGUCAUGUCUGGAAUAAUCACCGGGCCUCACUUCCGGAAAUUCUUCAACAAUCCUGGAUCGAUUGAAGUUGGCACCAUGGUAGCAGUGCUUGAAAUUGGGGCAUUCAUGACCUCCGUGGCGGCCGGCCGUGUGGGUGACCUGCUUGGCCGACGGGGAACCCUUUUCAUCGGUGCGAUUGUCUUUGCUAUUGGAGGCGGUAUCCAGACCUUCACGCCUGGCUUUUGGGUCAUGGUUGUGGGCCGGAUCGUUGCUGGUUUCGGGGUUGGUCUGCUGUCGACAAUUGUGCCGAUCUACCAGAGUGAAAUUUCCCCUCCCAAUCACAGAGGUGCCCUCGCAUGCAUGGAGUUCACCGGAAACAUCUUCGGUUACGCAUCAUCCGUGUGGAUAGACUACUUUUGCUCUUUCCUCGACUCUGAUCAUGCAUGGAGAAUACCAUUGUUCAUACAGUGUGUCAUCGGAGCUAUCCUAGCUGUCGGGUCGAUUUUAAUGCCAGAGAGUCCGCGAUGGCUCAUUGAUACGGACAAAGAUGACGAAGGGUUGCAAGUUUUGGUGGAUUUGCACGGCGGCGAUCCAAAUGAUUCGGUUGCCAAUGCUGAAUUCCAAGAAAUCAAAGAGAGAGUCAUGUUCGAGCGAGAAAGCGGAGAGGCUCGUUCUUACGCUGUAAUGUGGAAGAGGUAUAAGCGGCGGGUUCUUCUUGCCAUGUCUUCUCAAGCAUUCGCACAACUUAAUGGAAUCAAUGUGAUCUCGUACUAUGCUCCACGAGUCUUCGAAGAGGCUGGAUGGAUUGGCCGUGACGCCAUUUUGAUGACUGGCAUCAAUGCAAUCAUAUACCUCCUUAGUACACUACCAACAUGGUACUUAGUUGACCGCUUGGGGCGGCGACCAAUCUUGCUGUCAGGUGCUGUGGUGAUGGCGCUCGCACUGGGUCUCACGGGCUGGUGGCUAUAUAUCGACGUCCCAGAGACACCUCGUGCUGUGGUAGCCUGCGUGAUCGUAUUCAAUGCCGCAUUCGGCUAUAGCUGGGGACCUAUUCCAUGGCUUUUCCCUCCAGAAAUAAUGCCGCUCAUGAUACGUGCCAAAGGUGUCUCCCUGUCUACAGCAACGAAUUGGGCGUUCAAUUUCCUGGUGGGAGAGAUUACACCAUUUUUACAGGAACAUAUCAAAUGGCGUCUGUAUCCUAUGCACGGCUUCUUCUGUGUUUGCAGUUUCGUCCUUGUGUAUUUCCUAUAUCCCGAGACGAGAGGAGUUCCUUUGGAGGAGAUGGAUGCUGUAUUUGGAGAAGAGGAACUCGAGGAGCGACUGGAAGACGAAGAGUCGGAAAGAGCAUCGCUCGUAUCACGACGUUCCUCUCGCAGCAGACGUUCCGCCAUUGUGAGAGGGAAGGAUACCUCGCAAGGACCAGGUAUCCUGAGCCGCAUUUUUGGCCGGUCCGAACGGGCGCAUUACCAACCCAUACACGAUGGUGACGAAUAGGAAUUGCCGAGGAUGGACACCCGAACAUCUGAGGGACACCAUGAAGACCAUCCUGACGCGGUUGAUUCUGCCAGUACGGAGAGCAGGCCAUCUUCAUGACGCUUGCGGCCGCGAUGUCGGAAUAGUAGUGGCUUGUUCCUAGGGUCUUCUUGUUCCAUCCUCACCCCAGUCUACGCUAUCGUGACAUCUAACCGCAUUCUGAGUCGCUUUUCUUACGCUGGCAUCCUUUCACGCUAUUAGUACUAGUAGUACUGCAGUAUAACAGAAUUGAAGUGAUAUAUCGCACGC
This is a messenger RNA of Laetiporus sulphureus 93-53, 1969 nucleotides long. RefSeq names its product general substrate transporter. The transcript is spliced from 20 exons. The record is from RefSeq and is a predicted model, not a curated record. Lineage: Eukaryota; Fungi; Basidiomycota; Agaricomycetes; Polyporales; Laetiporaceae. Gene Ontology annotation, biological process: carbohydrate transport; transmembrane transport. Gene Ontology annotation, cellular component: membrane. Bases 98 to 1681 code for a protein of 527 amino acids. Gene Ontology annotation, molecular function: carbohydrate:proton symporter activity.